UGGAGACGGCGCGUGGCGGCGGCAGCAGCAGCGGCUGCGGUGGAGAGCGACCUGGGCUCGUGGGCCUCUGGGCCUGGCUCGGGCAUCCAGGAUGUUUGUCCUGGUGGAGAUGGUGGACACGGUGCGAAUCCCGCCGUGGCAGUUUGAAAGGAAGCUCAAUGAUUCCAUCGCAGAGGAGCUCAACAAGAAACUGGCCAACAAGGUCGUGUACAACGUGGGGCUUUGCAUCUGCCUGUAUGACAUCACCAAGUUAGAGGACGCCUAUGUGUUCCCGGGGGAUGGUGCGUCCCAUACCAAAGUCCAUUUCCGCUACGUGGUGUUCCACCCCUUCUUGGACGAGAUCCUCAUUGGCGUGAUCAAAGGCUGCAGCCCAGAUGGAGUUCGUGUCUCUCUUGGGUUCUUUGAUGACAUCCUUAUUCCCCCGGAAUCUUUGCAGCAGCCUGCCAAGUUUGAUGAGGCAGAACAGGUGUGGGUUUGGGAGUAUGAGACAGAAGAAGGAGCCCACGACCUGUACAUGGACACUGGGGAGGAGAUCCGCUUUCGUGUAGUGGACGAGAGCUUUGUUGACACAUCCCCAACAGGGCCCAGUUCUGCUGAGGCUUCUACAUCCAGUGAAGAGACCCCCAAAAAAGAAGCCCCUUACACCCUCGUGGGAUCCAUCAGUGAACCAGGCUUGGGGCUUCUGUCUUGGUGGACUAGCAGUUAAUAAUGGUCAGAGGACACUCCGUGUGCUGACAGCCAAGGCCCAAGAGGCCAAGGCCCAAGUAUGGAGUGCUAGAGAGGCUGGGCUGCUGGCCUCAGCUUCCCCAGGAGCCCUUUGGCCCCUGCUGCACCCUGGCCUCCUCUCAUCAGUCAAGGUAUGACCAGUGGGGACUGAGAAGACCCCUCAAACCCCAUUCUCCACCCCCAGCCCUGUGCCAGUGGGGGGGUGGCUCCCACCCCAAACCAAGAUUAGGGGAGAGCCUUGGGACUGCUGGCAGCUUCACAGUGUCCUCUGCCUCUGCGUGGACCCACUCUCGUCUACAGGAAAGAACAGUGGCUUUGGAUUUGACUUGGUGACCCUGGGAAUGUCCCUUCCUGCCAUGGGCCUCAGUUCCUCUCAGCUCAGAAUCCCCUGGUCCUGCCCGAAGCCGACUGACCUGUCCAGCGGCUGCCACCUUUCUCUGAGCUGUCUGGCCUCUGGCCUGCAGCAGCCGGAGCACCCUGAGUAGGGCUGAGACAUUCUGGUUGGUCAGUCACCAAGCCAGAGCUGGCUCAGUUUCAGCCCAUCCCCUCCAAGGAAAGGGUGGCCCCUGCCUCGGUUUCUGUAGCUGCACCCUGAAUCUCCCCCCCAGGGAGCUCCCUCGAUGUUUAGGACUGUCCUUGAAGCCUGCUGGGGGAGUGUCAAACAGGGUUCACACCUCAUGGGUAGGGGCAGGUGGGGAGACUCCCACAAGUCCCUGUUCAUGCUGCCUGCCUCCCCGGACAAUAAAAUGGCCUUUGCUGGUAAAAA
Messenger RNA from Trichosurus vulpecula (common brushtail), 1492 nucleotides. RefSeq names its product RNA polymerase III subunit H (gene POLR3H). Gene Ontology annotation, biological process: DNA-templated transcription; transcription initiation at RNA polymerase III promoter. The coding region runs from base 92 to 706 and encodes 204 amino acids. Lineage: Eukaryota; Metazoa; Chordata; Mammalia; Diprotodontia; Phalangeridae. Gene Ontology annotation, molecular function: DNA-directed RNA polymerase activity; DNA binding. Gene Ontology annotation, cellular component: RNA polymerase III complex. The record is from RefSeq and is a predicted model, not a curated record. The transcript has 7 exons.